GCUCGAGCUUUAAACUACCUUCAUCAAAGGAAACCAUCACCCAUCAUUCACCGCGACGUAAGCAGUGGCAAUGUGUUGCUAUGGCGACAUGGUGACCAAUGGCGAGGCAAAGUGUCAGAUUAUGGCACAGCUAAGUUUGUGCAGCAAACCAUGACACCCUUUCCUGGUGCUAAGAUAUACAGUGCACCUGAGGCACUUACAGGGAAUCAGACUGUAAAGGUGGAUGUAUAUAGUUUUGGGGUUCUUCUCUGUGAGAUCUGCAUUGGAAAACUGCCAGACCCUGAACGGCGAACGCAACAAGUUUUCAUGGUUACAAACCGCGUUAUUCGAGCUCUUAUCAGAGGAUGUUUGCAUCCAGAUCCUACAGCAAGACCCAGCAUGGCAGACAUCAUUCGUGAACUAGAAAAAGGAGUUUGAAUUCGCAAUCUAACUGCGUGAACUCUGAACAUUGAUGAACUUUGAACUUUAACAUGUAACAAUGUGAUUGUACAAAUAACCAGUUAACGAAUUCUUAACUAAUUGAUUUGCAUACUCAUCGAUAACGCCCGUAAUACGUAGAAAUGUGAAAUUGGAAGAAAAAAAAUGGAACACUUGCCCUUUUACACGAGCUAUAAGACAGUUUAUAGUGUAAAGAUCUGGAAAACCUGCAGAACUUCUACAUCAUCAAGAUUUUACCCGUUACUUUUACCUUUAUCAUUAUCACCCAUAUGAUAACGUACCUCAGUUGUAGAGAAUGACUUUCGUGUAAAAUAUAAUACUUUGAAAUAGUACCUUCGUAGAAAGAUUUUUAUCCAUAAGAGCAGCCCUUCUUAGUUAGCACAGUUGAAAUGAGUUUUACGUCAAUGGCGAUUUCAUUAUUUUCUUUCGUAAUCCACCAAACAUUUUGCUCUUGUGCGAUCGGUCUGUAGUUGGUUUAGGGGAUUUUUCGCCAGGCCAUAGAAGUAGAAUUGUACUCGCUUAAUUACUCAGGUUAUUAAUUACUCAGGUUAUUAAUUACUCAGGUUAUUAAUUACUCAGGCUAUUAAUUACUCAGGUUAUUGCCAGGAAUUUAGGAUGUUACUUGACGACGUUUUCAAUGUGUACAGGCGGGUCAUUUUACUGUAAGGAAACUUCAAAGCAAUGUUCGCUAAAUGAUUCUCGUGAUAGGAUGGGGGCAAGCGUGCUCUCUCCCUUUUUUGUGUCAGGUAUGUGACGCUCAAAGAGUUGUGCUGAGGUUUUGUAAGAGUUUCUUUUUUUUUUUUUGCAGACAGCUAUAGAUUUUGACUUAAGUGACCUUAAAUUGGACAAGGUU
This is a messenger RNA of Stylophora pistillata, 1291 nucleotides long. RefSeq lists its product as uncharacterized. Gene Ontology annotation, molecular function: protein binding; protein kinase activity; ATP binding. The record is from RefSeq and is a predicted model, not a curated record. Gene Ontology annotation, biological process: protein phosphorylation. Lineage: Eukaryota; Metazoa; Cnidaria; Anthozoa; Scleractinia; Pocilloporidae.